CGUCGGUGCCAAUUGAACCCUGCAGCGACAUCAUGUUGGGCAUGAUCAAGAACUCGCUGUUCGGGAGCGUCGAGACGUGGCCUUGGCAGGUCCUGAACACGGGGAGCAAGGAAGAAGUUUCCUAUGAAGAGAGGGAGUGUGAAGGUGGGAGGUUUGCCACAGUGGAAGUGACUGACAAGCCUGUGGACGAGGCUCUGCGGGAAGCGAUGCCAAAGAUCAUGAAAUAUGUGGGGGGCACCAACGAUCAGGGAAUCGGCAUGGGCAUGACAGUGCCCAUUUCUUUCGCUGUCUUCCCUGCUGGAGACGACUCCCUGCAGAAGAAAUUGAAAGUCUGGUUCAGGAUCCCAAACCAGUUCCAAGACAACCCACCAGUACCCAGCGAUGACCAGGUCAAGAUCGAAGAAAGGGGCGGCAUCACCGUUUAUUCCAGGCAGUUCGGUGGCUAUGCCAAGGAGGCUGACUAUAUAGCCCAGGCUGCUCAGCUACGUGCGGCGCUGGAGGGCUCUGCCACCUUCCGCAGUGACAUGUACUUCUGCACUGGGUACGACCCGCCCAUGAAGCCCUACGGACGGCGCAAUGAGGUCUGGCUGGUAAAGCUGUGAGUAGUUCCUACACCAGUGCUCUGGACACAGGUGCUGUA
Messenger RNA from Suncus etruscus (white-toothed pygmy shrew), 640 nucleotides. It is a transcript of the gene HEBP1, whose product is annotated as heme binding protein 1. The record is from RefSeq and is a predicted model, not a curated record. The coding region runs from base 33 to 602 and encodes 189 amino acids. The transcript has 4 exons. Lineage: Eukaryota; Metazoa; Chordata; Mammalia; Eulipotyphla; Soricidae.